CUGAAGACCUCAGUAGCAAAUCUCCCAGAAUCAAAAUGAACACAGAUAGUGGUGGGUGUGCUCGCAAACGUGCUGCCAUGUCUGUCAAACUAACAGCGGUGAAGAGAGUUCAAAGUUCUCCAAACCUUUUGACCGCAGGACUUGAUUCCCAUUCACCAGACUCAGCUUGGAGAUCAUUUAACAUUGGAAGUGGAGAGACACUGAAUGGAGACACUAGCAGCUCCUCUCUUGCAGCAAAAGGCUUUCGAAGUGUCCGGCCAAACCUACAAGAAAAGAAAUCACCAACUCAGGCACCCCCCCUGCCCCCUAGGAAAAAAAGUUUUGGUAGAUCUGGAAUAUCUAAUCUGAAGAAGAGUGGAAGUAACUCCUGUUCCGUAACAACCAAACAAAUUAAACCAUAUCCUGAUGGCAAAUACUCUACUAACAAGGAGUUUCUUCAGAGGACAGCUUAUUCUAAAAAGUCUAACACAAGAAUGUCUUUCACACAAAAAAGCACAAAACCACUGGCCUCGGUUUCUAGCACAAAAACAAUAGCUGGCAUUAGAACUAUUGUUCCUCAAGGCUACAAACAGCCUCAGAAACGUAGAGUUUCUACCCUGAAAUUGACUCAGGCACAGAAUGCAUCUAGCAGUGUUCCUUCUCAUACACAGCAAAUGCCUGAGCCUGGUGGUGCCUCAGCAGUUCCAUGGAGGUCUGCCUCACCUGUCUGUAACCCCGUGCCUGAGAUACACAAAGCAUCUCUCUCCAUUCAGAUAGCCCCCAUCCCUGAUUGUAAAGCAUCACCUGAAUGCCAACAUCAUCCAUCUAGAUUUUCUCCAGACCCUUCAAAGAUGCCACCAGAAAAUAUGCAACAAAUGUCUGAUGCUACAGCUGCGCAAUGCCAUGUGCUUGGAAACCAGAAAGUGACUGCCAAUGUGAUGGAGGUAAAUGCUUCCCAGACACACAGACAAACGUCAGCUGAAGCUGCACCGUUGCCUCCCUCAUCACCACCACCACCACCUCCUCCUCCUCUUCCCAUGGCUCCGGUUCACCAGCCCUCUCUCUCACCUGACAGUGGCACCCAUGCAACAUCAUUUCCUUUACCACCCUGUGAUGAUUUCUGGCCGUCACAUAUUUAUAGAACCCCAGCCCUUUCACCGUUCUCCUAUACAUACCCCUUCCUUGUACCUGACACUCUGCUCCACAAGACUGAAACUGACUCUAUUGUGUCAGCCAUGAGUGAGUUCUCCUCUCAGCCAGUGAGCGAGUCCUCCGCUGCCAUGCUAGAUGAGCUACAGAGCUGUAACUAUGAUACUACUGACUGUUCUGAAACACCUUCCCCAACCUUGAGCCAGACGUCUGCUGCGUCUGAUAGCACCACCUUAACCUCCACUGCUGCCAGCUCUCAUGCUCAGAUAACAGUGAAUGGGAAUUCUAGCUUGGCAACCAGCCCAAUGAGUUACUUUCAAAGGCCUUUCUCCCCUUCUCUGGCAUACUCUCCACCAGUCUCAUUCACUUCAAGCUCCUCUCUCCUGCAACAGAGCAGGACUAUGGAAUCCACAGAGAUGUACUCACAGCAUGCACACUCUGUUGGUGGCGGUGACAGCAGCAGCAGCACGACCACCACCACCAUACCGAUCUGUAGGACUUCAGAGGAAGAAAAGAAAGUCACAGUCAUUAAAGCACCACAUUAUGCAGGAAUUGGGCCAGUUGAUGAAUCAGGAAUUCCAACAGCAAUUAGAACGACUGUUGACAGGCCAAAGGAUUGGUAUAAGACAAUGUUUAAGCAAAUUCAUAUGGUUCAUAAGCCCGAUGAUGACACUGACAUGUAUAAUACUUCAUAUGCAUAUAAUACUGGUAACUUCAGUCCGUCAUUUUCUGCUCAAGCACAUCCUGUUGCAAAGACUCAGACAUACAGGCCACUGACAAAAAGUACUUCUGACAAUGGCACUGAAGCCUUUAAAGUCUCUUCACCUCCACCACCUCCAGUACCACCUGUUCGUCCUUGGCAAAGAUCUGCCCCAGAAAAAAAUGAGUGGGAGCCUCCUGAUAGAAAAGUAGAUACUCGCAAAUUCCGUUCAGAACCAAGAAGCAUUUUUGAAUAUGAACCAGGAAAGUCUUCAAUCCUUGAACAUGAAAGACCAGUGAGUAAAGUUGAUCCAUUUUUAUAUAUAAUAAAUAAUUCUGUAAAAUAUUUAUUCUUUAAUUCUAGCAUGCUUUUGUUAAGUACAUGUCUUUGCUACAUUACUAUUUUCUUCCCCAGUUCUGCAAGUACUUCAAGUGAUUACAGAAAACGAAGGAAGUCAGAGCCUACAGUAAUUCAGCCAAAAGUCCACACUGAUCAGAAUGUAAAUCGAUACACUCUUGGUCGUACAGAUACCCAGAGCUCCUAUUCAACCCUUAGGAAGCCCAUUACAACCUCUUCUCCAUCUUCUCCAUCAAGAGCAAAAGGUGGGGAUAUUAGCAAAAUAUAUUCAUCCCUUUCCAGUUAUUCAGUCCCCAACCAGAACACCUCAAAUGAUUUAGAUUAUGGUAAGAUUUAUGGGCAGCGAUUAGCUGUUCCAGGUGAUUCAAGAAGACCCCUCAGCUACAAGAAUGGCUGGCAAAUGGCCCGUCAGAAUGCAGAAGUCUGGAGCAGCACUGAAGAGACUUCCUCUCCCAAACGCAAAUCUCGCAGCUACGAUGACCUACUAGCUGAUGAUCAUUGUUGCUUCUCUGAUACACAGAAUAAAUCUGAAAGUAUGGUGUCUCUGUUGUGUGCAGACAAUUCCAAAGGUGAUUCUUCCCUUGCCUGGGCUUCCCCAUAUUCCUCUGAAGCUCACGGUUCCAGUCGGUCAAGGGCACAUCUUAGGUCUGCCCAUGAUGCUCCAGGAUUCCUAAAACUGUACAAAAGAAUGCACCGCAUUAACCGCAAAGACUUGCUUAACUCCGAGGUGAUUUGUUCUGUAAAAUCCAGAGUACUGCAGUAUGAAAAGGAACAGCAUAAGAGCUUGCUACAUGGUUGGAAAGAAUCCUCCACAGAGGAAGUACCAAGAGACAUGGUGCCCAAUAGAAUAUCUGAAUUUGAAAAACUAAUUCAGAAAUCUAAAUCAAUGCCUAAUUUAGGGGAAGAAGCAUUAUCAACUGUAAGCUUCCUGGAACCCCCUAAAAAUGGCUUUUGUACAAUGAGACGGUUUUCUAUUGAAUCCUUGCUGGAUGAAGAAAAUCAGAAUAGGCACACUACUCAGGGGCAAAAGAAUUACAAGUCCAACACUCUGGUGCCAAUUCACAUUGAAGUAACUAGUGAGGAACCACAAAGAUCACAGAUGGACUAUUCAGACAGCGACCAAGAUGGAGUGGUCUCUGACAUGAGUGACUUCAUACAGAUAGAAGGCUCAUCUUUUUGUAGUGAAAGUGAUUUCGAUCACUUCUCCUUCACAUCCUCAGAAAGCUUUUACGGAUCAGGACAUCACCAUCAUCACAAGCAUCUUGUCAGCUCCUGCAAAGGAAGAUGUCCAGCCUCAUACACCCGCUUCACCACCAUGCUGAAGCAUGCAAGGGCUAAACAGGAAACUACCCCAGAAGAUCCUAAGCGACAAGAUUCCGAUGCUGGCCUCUCUAAACUAGCCUUCCUAGUCAGCCCAGUGCCUUUCCGGAGGAAAAAAAACACACUCCCCAAAAAGCAGGCUGAAAAGACUAAAUGCAAAUCAUCUGUCUUUGACGCCCUGGACUCCGCUCUUAAAGAUAUAUGUGACCAAAUCAAAGCAGAGAAAAGAAGGGGAAGCUUGCCUGACAAUAGUAUAUUGCACAGACUUAUUUCUGAAUUGCUUCCAGACAUUCCUGAAAGGAAUUCCUCCCUUAAAGUUUUUAGAAAAAGUCCCAUACGCCAGCCUUUGCAUCCACUGCCUCAUGAUGGUGCUAUUCACUGUCCGUUGUACCAGAAUGAAUGCAGAAGUUUGCCUCUCAGUGCCUCUUAUCAAGACAUGGAUGCUACCAACAGCAGCAGCCAGGAAUAUGAUAAUGCACUGUUUCUCCAAGGUGGAUUACUUCCUUUUCUUUAUGCUUGUCCUCCUAAAAAGCUUUUGGAUUAUGUUCAAGACAAUCCUCCAGGUCUUUCCAAAGAGGGAGACAAAGUCAUUCUUCUUAGACGGGUUGAUCAAAACUGGUAUGAAGGCAAGCUACCAGGAACAAAUAAGCAAGGAAUCUUCCCAGUAUCCUAUGUAGAAGUCAAAAAGAGCAUGGCCAGAGGAGAAAAUGAAUAUCCUGUUCCUCCAAUACCCCAGAGUUACUCAAGUGACAAAAUCCACCAUUCAGCUAAGCCACAGCGCCCUGUGUUUGCUCAUGACAGUGGGGGGGAACCGUUUCAGGUUCUGUAUAACUAUACUCCUAGGAACGAAGAUGAAUUGGAGCUGAGAGAGGGAGAUGUCAUUGAUGUGAUGGAAAAAUGUGAUGAUGGAUGGUUUGUGGGAACCUCCAGAAGAACAAAAUAUUUUGGUACUUUCCCUGGAAACUAUGUCAAGAGGCUGUGAAAUGAUUAUUUGAUUUUGUUCCUUUCUUAUUUAUGCUGCAUCUCUGCCACACAUCUGCAUAAAAAGUGCUAGAAAACAUCCUCCACCAGCCUUCAGUUUUCCUGCUUUGCAAAUCCAGGUAGAAAUCAUGCCGCUCAUCUUCACCAUCUUCAUCCCAUCUGCCAGCCAGCAGUAUUAUUCAGCAGCUAAAAUGGAAUCCCUGAGCUUUUGUGAAACAAGAGGAAUUAGUUCUAUGCGAAAUACAUCUUUUUACGCCUUUAAUUUUUAUCUGGCAAUGCCAAUUUGGAAAGCGCAUAUAAAAAGCUUAGUGGAAGAAAUAGCAUGGCACUUCAAAAUGUUACCAGUUAUUUGGGAGAAAUUGCAAUAGUAUGAAAAAAAUUAUUAUCACCUAAUAUAUAGAACAGAUUGCAAUUUACUACAUUUUAAAGGGUUUCCUUUUUUUUUUUUGAGUUAUCACGUUUGUAGCUCAGCAAAUGUAUGUUGCUGUCAGUUUGCUGUGUCACAAGUUUGCCUCUUCUUUUACCCAGAUACAAUUAGUACUAAAAAUAGGGUUUUUUUUCCAAAUGUAUAUUGCAAUAUCUGCAAAAUGCCUGUAAAAAUUUAAGCAGAAAUAAUCAAAAGGAGUAUUCAUAAGCCAUGAUUUCCAGUUGUAUCUCAUAAGACAUUUUAUUAGAAUUGGCCCAGUGAGGAUCAUACAUUGGUUAAAAUACUCUUUAGACAUCUUACAAAACAGUAAGAGCUUUAGACAUGAAUUUAGUAAGUACAGAAGCAUGAGUUAGAUUUCCUGCACCUGCAUGUAUUAAUACAUAAAGUACAAAAACUUGCAUCUCUUUGUAGGAAGAAUCAGAAGCUCCCAACACAGUGAUGUCUCAAUAGGGAAAUGUGUCAUAUACUAUUGAUAUAUGCAAAUACAGGAAACUUGAGUUGGAUGUACUUUCUAUGUUCAUGUAAUUAAUGUCUUAAAUUAAGUGGAAAGAUGUGUGUGCAUGUCUCUACAGGAUGAAAUGGAUGAUUCUGGUGUAUUUACAACAUCCAUAUCUCUUUAGAGGAAAAGAGGGAGCACUAUCAUAUGUGUAAGUACAGCCUGUAUCCUGUACUUACACCUAUUUUUAACCGCUGGAACUCAUAGAAAGGAAAUUAUGUCUGCUAUUCGACAUUAGGAAAGUUCAGAAAUACUGGAAAAUCAUGAAUCAUUAUGAAGAAAACUAACAAUGAAUAAAUUGCUUUAUUAAAAAAAUGUGUUGGAAGUGCAAUAGAGUAUGUAAAGUCUAAUUCAUUUAUUACAUGAAAACUCAGUAAUGAAAGAGCAAUGUUUAUAUUCUGUUUGAUUGUAGCACAGUCACAGUAGAGUUGGGAAAAUCUACACAAAGUAUUAUAUGAUGCUAUUUUUUUGGCUAGUUGACCGGAACUGUAUUUUCUUUCUAGAAACAUAGCAUUAAAACAAGGACGCAAAAAGGAAAAUUAGUACAUGUGGAUGGAGUUUCAUUUUUGAAACAGUAUAAAAUAUUGAAGGCAAUAUUUGUGUGUGUGUGUGCAAAUAUAGACAGCAGUAGCAGGUGAUAAAAACACAGGACUUAACAUAUCUAUGAUGUUAUGUAAAGCAGUCAAACUUUGGUUUUGCUGGCACCUUACAAAAGGCAAAACAGAAAAUCUUUUACUGCGUUUCUAUUGUGGUAAAGGACAGAUCUUAUAAUUUGUAGGCUUGUAGCAUUUUGUACAUAUAUUUCCUUUUUUUGUACAGAGCCAUUUUAUUGUUGAUUUUUUUAGGGAAAAAAAUCAUGUUAACCUUUUUGACCAAUAAAAUCACCUCCUUAUUUCAUUAGUUUCUCCUCCAAAGUAUAAGCACACUCGGAUAGUGCAUUUCUGCUAAAUUAGCAACUGAAGCAAAAGUUUUAUGAAUAAUAUUAUGGUUUACCAGCCAAAUUUUUAAAGUGUAUAUAUAUGUUUAAUAUGGAGAAAUAUCAAUAGGAUGGCAAAAGAAACAUCUUUGUGCUGCGUACCUUUAUUACUGCAAAUUUCAUGGCAAAAGCUUGAUACUUCCAAGGCUUUUUACUAUAAACUAAAUGUGCAUGCAGCUUUGCUGUGAAAUCAGUAAUGAUUUUGAUGCCAUUUAUGAUGGGAGACUUGUCUAUCACCGGUGGUAUUUUAAAAAAUGCACUGUUUCUAUUCUGUAUCUGAUUUUAAUAGAAGAUGUUUUUCAUACCUGUUUUCAGGUAAUUGACUCUGAAUUCUUACUUGCAAAGGAUCUCUGUGUUUCUUUUUCCUUGAAGAAACUUCUAAUAAAAAUGGCUUGAAGUACA
Molecule: messenger RNA, 6787 nt
Organism: Thamnophis sirtalis
Lineage: Eukaryota; Metazoa; Chordata; Lepidosauria; Squamata; Natricidae
Source: RefSeq, a predicted model, not a curated record